AUGUUCGCUCUCACUACUUUCUGCAUUGGAGCUGUACUCGCUGCACAGGCCUUCGCUGGUAAUGGUACUGGUGCUCCCAAUUGCCCAGCUUUCACCCCAACCGACCUGAGCAGCGUCAAGGCUCCGGCCGUCAACGGUGUGUGCAGCGACCCGACCCUUGUCUGCCGCUACAUCACUACCUAUCUGGGCAGCAGCAAUGCCUGCGUUACGGCCGCCAGCCUCUGCCAAAAGUCGAGCUACAUCGACCCGAACUCCGUAGCUGGACCCGCCGACGCGAACCUGAACUGCCCGAAAACCACUCACUGCGUCUCCGGCUCGACCACCAAUGGCUACACGGGCAGCUUCUGCGUCUUUGACACCUACGGACGCACCACCUACGCGCCGUAUUACCGUGGA
Mesorhabditis spiculigera is the source of this 396-nucleotide messenger RNA. Lineage: Eukaryota; Metazoa; Nematoda; Chromadorea; Rhabditida; Rhabditidae. The record is from the annotation of a GenBank genome assembly.